Leptinotarsa decemlineata (Colorado potato beetle) is the source of this 1705-nucleotide messenger RNA. It is a transcript of the gene Hpf1, whose product is annotated as Histone PARylation factor 1. The record is from RefSeq and is a predicted model, not a curated record. Gene Ontology annotation, cellular component: nucleus. Gene Ontology annotation, biological process: regulation of protein ADP-ribosylation; DNA damage response. NCBI's taxonomy places the organism in Eukaryota, Metazoa, Arthropoda, Insecta, Coleoptera, Chrysomelidae. Gene Ontology annotation, molecular function: histone binding; poly-ADP-D-ribose binding.
GAAUAAGGUAAAGUAAGGACAGAUUUCUACAUGAUAGUUUUUUUUAUGUGUGGGAUCUUUCCUCAAGUAAUAAAGAGAAGAGAAAAGAGAAAUAAUCUCAUUUUUGAGGUUAUGUUUGUGUUUUAAUCAAUCUAUCAACAGACAAGUUUAAACACAUAGACGAAAAUUCGUAUGUUUGAAUUCAAAGUUUUCAAUAUUUUUUUGAGAAGAUAUGUCGGAAAUUAAAGCACAGUACGAAAAAUAUGUUCAAGAUCAUAGAAUACCAUGUAAAUACGGAGUUAAAUGUUACCAAAAAAAUCCUAUCCAUCAUGAAAAAUAUAAGCACCCACCAUUAAAGAAAAAUGAGGAUCCAAACAGACAUGCUACAAAAAAAUUUAAAGCAGAGAAUAAGGUCAUAAGGAACACUGAGUCAGAUUCAGAUAACAAUGAUAAUGACGAAGUGAGUGACUCUAGUUCUACAAGUCAAAAGAAUAAAACCAAUGUGAAUAAUGAUGUCUCUGAUUCCGAUCAGGGUAGUUCCUCAAAGGAAGGCCAGGAUAACUCUGACAAUGAAUCUGAUGAUUGUGGAGAUGAGAAAUCUGCAAAUGCUUCCUCUUCAAGCGAAAUGGCGACUGAGGAGGAAACGAAGAAAAGCAAAUGUAAAAAUGACAGUGAAGAUACCUGUGCAGAUCAAGAAAAGGAAGAUACUGAAGAGAUGAUAACUCACCAUGCAACUGAAGAGGAAUUACAGUGGUCAAAAUUUAUAAAAGAAAAAUUCUUGGUAUCGAUGCCAAAAGACUUUUAUCAGUUUUGGAUAUUUUGCUCAAAAUUGAAGCCAAACAAUGGCUUGUUGGCCUUGAGGGAUGUUGGAUUAACACUAGUUGGGCCAUUUGAUGUACUUGCAGGCAGGUUUAAGAAUGUAUCCAAAUCCGACGAUGAGUAUCUUAUCCACUGGCGGUAUUUUCGUGAUCCACCUGAAUUGCAGACAGUAUUAAAAGGAGAUGAUCGUAUCGGAUAUCAUAUAGGGUAUUUUAGAGAUACCCCUGAAGAAAUGCCGGUAUUUCUGGUUAGCAAUUCAGCAAAAAAAGAUGGAACUUUGACACCGAUGGGUAGUAACAUUUUUGCUGCUGUCAAUUUUUACCUGGAUGAUUUGAAAAAAACUGGUGACCCAUUCAAAAAAAUGCACAUAGGAAGAAUUCAAGCUGCUUUGAAGAAGGAAGUUGAAAAAUUGAAAAUUGACCUGUCAAAGAAGAAUAAGAAUAUCAUUGAGCGAGAGAAAAAAAUUGUCACUAGAACUCUGAAUAAAAUUGGACUUGUCGUUCCAUACAAUAAAAAAACAGAGUUGGGGUACAGAGAACUAGCUCUGAAUAACAAGGAUUUGAACACAUUAUUCACAAAACUGGAAAACUCCAAAUCUGAUGUAGAAAAGCAGAAAUUACUUUCGGACUUGCAGCCAGUUUUCACAUUUUCCAGUAUAGCAACAGAUGAAUGUGAUUUUGGAACGGGAAUCGAGCUUGGGUGGAACAUUAUAAGUCACGGAGUUGAAGACUUGAACCGAACUGCUGAAAGAUCACUAGCCAUAAAUUACCGUCUGUUAAAAAGAGAAGCUUUCGCAAGAAUCGCUGAAGCACAUAUGAAAAAUCGGCGAAAGGGAUGUGAUUUGAGUAUUUUAUAAAUCAUCAUGAAAGUGAAUUUUUUUUUGAAUAAAUAUGACAUUUUGUGAGAA